AUGGCGUACGUCGUGAAGAUGGCUGUGGCUGUGGCAGCAAUGCCGCUCCUCGGAGCGCUUGCUCGUCCGUCCUCUCCUUCAGUCUGUCUCAAGCGACAGAACGACACAAAUUUGCUGCCGAGCUACGACUACAUCGUUGUUGGCGCCGGUGCCAGUGGACUUACUGUUGCUAACCGCCUUUCGGAAGACCCUGCCGUAACUGUUCUUGUUAUCGAGGCUGGUGAUCUUGACGCGGGCGAGGAUUACGUUAAGAUCCCUGGAUUAGCUGGCGGCGCCGUUGGAACCAAGUACGACUGGAACACGACCUACGCCGCAAACGACGCCCUUGGAGGCCGGUCUGUCUCGAUUCCCCAGGGAAGAGUUGUUGGAGGUUCAACUAAGCUUAACCGCAUGGUAUUCGACCGGGGCUCAAAGUCUGAUUACGAUCGUUGGGAAAGCCUCGGAGCCACAGGAUGGAACUGGGAUUCUUUGCUUCCUUAUUUCAAGAAGAACGAGAAGUUCACACCCCCGAAGGCCGACAUCGUCUCUGAGUGGGGCGUCCAGGUUGAUGAUGCUGCUCACGGCACCGAUGGGUUGAUGCAGGUCACCUACUCGCCUUUUUUUUGGCCUACAACUAAGUUCAUGAUCGACGCUGUUAAGGAGCUUGGGAUCACCGUUGCGAAGGACCAGGCCAACGGUAGCCCGAUUGGAGGUUACUUUUGCCCUCACAACCAGGACCCGACUUCCUCCACUCGUUCCUCCGCCAGAGAGGCUUACUACGAUAACUUCACUGGACGCAAGAACCUCCACCUUCUCACCGGGCGCCAGGUUACCAAGGUUGUCACCAGCGGGUCAGGGGAUGCCAUUAAGGCUACGGGCGUUGAAUUUGCCGCCAGCAAGGGAGCUCAGGCGCAGACUGCCACCGCUGCCAAGGAGGUCAUCCUGGCUGCUGGAGCUCUGCACUCGCCCCAGAUUCUUCAGGUUUCCGGCAUUGGCGACCCGGCUCUGCACACCAGCAUCAACGUCCCUACUGUUGUCGAUCUCCCCGCCGUUGGCCAGAACCUCCACGACCACGUGAUGUUGACUGUUGUCAACACCAUUAACACCACUCUGCCCGUUGGCUCUCUGCUCCAAAGCAACGCCACCUUCGCCGCCGAAGCUAGAGCCCAGUACGACAGCCAGAAGAACGGCCCUCUCAGCUCUCCCACCGGCGACUUCCUCACUUUCCUCCCGCUGUCGACAUACUCCAAGGCUGUCGAUACCCUCAGCUCCGAGGCGUCCGCCCAGGAUGGAACCACUUUCUUGCCUUCAGGCGCCCCCGCUGAGGUGGUCAAGGGAUACCAGGCACAACAGAAGGUCCUCAACGAACGUCUCACCGCCACCGACUCUGCACUCCUCGAGUUGAUUUGGGCCGAUGGUGUUGUUGUUCUCGGUCUUCAGCACCCCUACUCCCGUGGCUCCCUCAAGGCUGCUUCCUCCAGCACUUUCGAUGCUCCCACCGCCGACUCCGCGUUCCUGAAGAACCCCCUCGAUGUUUCUUUCUUGGUCGAGGGUGUCAAGUUCGCUCGCACCAUCGCCGGCACCGAAGCCGUCAAGCCCCUUCAGCCCUUCGAGGUCGUUCCUGGCGCUAACGUUACCACCGACGCUGCCAUCACCGAUUUCGUUCGCCAACAGAGUGGUACUUUGUUCCAUCCCGUUGGUACCUGCAAGUUGGGCGCAAGAGAGGAGGGUGGUGUCGUUGAUGCCAGCCUGAAGGUCUAUGGCAUCAGCGGACUCCGCGUUGUGGACGCCAGCAUCAUGCCUCUUGUUCCUGCCACUCACAUUAUGACUACAGUCUAUGCUGUUGCUGAGAAGGCUGCCGACAUCAUCAAGGGCAAGACUGCAUAG
Messenger RNA from Colletotrichum paranaense, 1866 nucleotides. RefSeq names its product GMC oxidoreductase. Gene Ontology annotation, biological process: secondary metabolite biosynthetic process. Gene Ontology annotation, molecular function: flavin adenine dinucleotide binding; oxidoreductase activity, acting on CH-OH group of donors. Lineage: Eukaryota; Fungi; Ascomycota; Sordariomycetes; Glomerellales; Glomerellaceae. Bases 1 to 1866 code for a protein of 621 amino acids. The record is from RefSeq and is a predicted model, not a curated record. The transcript has 8 exons.